UCUUAUCAUAGAAACGAGACUAAACUAAUAUGGUUCUCAAUUGGUAGAAAGGAAGAAAUUGUUUGAAAGAGAACAAUUUCCCUGUUUCUGAGGCUCCCAAUUUUUCUGGAUGAAUAAAGAUAAUUUGCAAUGUCAGCAAAAAUCACUUUCAAAAUCACAUUAACCUCGGACCCAAAACUUCCUUUCAAAGUAUUAAGUGUGCCAGAAGGAACACCAUUUACGGCUGUUUUGAAGUUUGCUGCAGAAGAAUUUAAAGUACCACCAGCAACUAGUGCAAUAAUUACAAAUGAUGGAAUUGGUAUCAAUCCAGCCCAAACAGCAGGAAACGUCUUCCUUAAGCAUGGGUCAGAACUCAGAUUAAUACCAAGAGACCGAGUUGGUUAGAUUAAGUAUCAUUACCAAAGAUUCUGUAUUUAAGGUAUAUUUUAUUGUUCUCUGAAAUUAAGCUGCUCAAUGUAAAGAAAUAUCAACAUGUUCCA
Messenger RNA from Rhopilema esculentum, 479 nucleotides. Its product is annotated as ubiquitin-fold modifier 1. The record is from RefSeq and is a predicted model, not a curated record. Gene Ontology annotation, cellular component: cytoplasm; nucleus. Lineage: Eukaryota; Metazoa; Cnidaria; Scyphozoa; Rhizostomeae; Rhizostomatidae. Gene Ontology annotation, biological process: protein K69-linked ufmylation.